UUUUUGUCGGCAUUUAUUUCAAUAAACGAUCAUUUAUAUCUACAGCGUCACACUUUCCAACCAUAUUUAACAAACGUAAUUUGUUUUUACAUGAAGAGUUCGUCGUUCUCGAUUUGAAUGUGCGAAAUAUAAACUUUAAUGACUUUUCAAAAACAGAAGAAGAAACGCGACCAUUAAAAUGUGGAGACACGACUUCACGGUUUUAUGGAUUUCUACGGUUUUUACUGUUUUUACAGACGCUGCGGUGCCUGAUGGAUUAGUAGACGCCGAGCAGCAGGAGUUUGCUUCUCUCAGCUCCAUGCUCAGUCACUUUGACGUCCUGCCUCUGUCCAGUCUGACCGCUCACUCGGUUCGACGCCGCGACGUCCAGACAGAGAGUCACGUGGAGAAGAUGCUAUCCUUCAACGCCCUGCAGAGGCAGUUCAGACUGUACCUGAGAACCAGCAACGAUCUGUUCACAGAUGACUUUAGAGCCGUGGUGGUGGACGAGGACGGUCGAGAACACAGCUAUCCAGUCAACAGACACAACUACUUUACUGGACACGUCAUUGGGGAGGAGAACUCACGUGUUCAGGCUCACAUCGACGACCACGAGUUCUCAGCUCACAUCGUGACUGACCACGCAGAGUACAACAUCGAGCCUCUGUGGAGGUUCAUCUCAGCGCCCCCUGAUGGUCGUCUACUCAUUUAUCGUUCUGAGGACAUCAGGAACUUGACCCGUUUGCAGCAGCCAUCGGUGUGUGGUUACGUUAGCUCUGACUCCAGCCACCUCCUACCUGAGAGCGUCAGAACCAAUAUGUUGGACCAGCACCUGGACCAGGACCAGGACCACAUGUCUGGGUCCAGGGCCAGACGUCAGGUGUUGGACCACAGGAAGAACACUUGUCCACUGCUUCUGGUGGCCGACCAUCGAUUCUUUAAACACAUGGGUCGACAGGAGGAGAGCACCACCCUCAACUACCUGAUCGAGUUGAUUGACCGCGUUGACGACAUCUACAGAAACACGUCCUGGGACGAGGAGUUUGUCGGUUACGGUGUUCAGAUCCAACAGAUCAUCAUUGAAAAAUUCCCAACAGCAGUUUCUCCAGGACAGAGUCACUUCAACAUGAGGGGCAGUCCAGUGGACGGACGGGACGUGUGGGACGUCAAGAAGCUACUGGAGCAGUUCAGCGUGGACAUGGCAGAGAAGGCGUCUAACGUGUGCCUGGCCCAUCUUUUCACCUAUCAGGACUUCGAUGAAGGAACUCUGGGUCUGGCCUACGUGGCCCCCUCCAAACCUGACAUCCCUGGUGGUCUGUGCUCCAAAGUUUGUCUGUCGUCUACUAAUGACAACAGACCCAUUUACUUGAACACGGGUUUGACCAGCACUAAGAAUUAUGGGAAAACCAUCCUGACCAAGGAAGCUGACUUGGUGACAACCCACGAGCUGGGACACAACUUUGGAGCGGAACAUGAUCCGGACAACAUUCCACGCUGUGCUCCGCGAGCUGAUCAGGGCGGGAAGUUUGUCAUGUAUCCUAUCGCUGUGAGCGGUGAUCACGUCAACAACAAGAUUUUCUCUAACUGCAGUAAGCGCUCCAUUGUGAUGCGACUGCGAGCCAAAGCGCCGUCCUGCUUCAAAGAGCGGAACGUGAACGUCUGUGGAAACUCCAGGGUGGAGCCAGGAGAAGAGUGUGACCCUGGACUGUUGAACAUCAACUCUGACCCCUGCUGCUCCGAAGAUUGUCGCCUCAGACCUGGAGCCCAGUGCAGUGACAGGAACGCAGCAUGUUGUAAAGGGUGUCGUUUCCAAGCUGAGGGUGUGGUCUGUCAGGAGCCCAUCAACACCACCUGUAAAGGACACUCCUACUGCACAGGUAACAGCAGUGAGUGUCCGCCACCAGAGGACGCUCCCGACCACACCGAGUGUUUGGACAGUGGUCAGUGUGUGAGUGGAGAGUGUGUUCCUUUCUGUCAAGCUGUUCUGGAACUGCUCCCCUGUGCCUGCAAUGAAACUCACUCCACCUGUAAAGUCUGCUGCCGCAGCAACAGUGGACUGUGUGCCCCCUACAGGGAGCAGGGGGGCAACUUCCUGUUUCUGAGGAAGGGAAAACCCUGCACAGUGGGCUUCUGUGACGGAGCCGGGAAGUGUAUGAAGCAGGUCCAGGACGUGAUCGAGCGUCUGUGGGAUUUCAUCGACAAACUCGACAUCAACACCUUUGGGAAGUUUCUGGCCGACAACAUCGUUGGAUCUGUGCUCGUCUUUUCUCUGUUGCUCUGGGUUCCAUUCAGCAUCCUGGUCCACUGUGUGGAUCAGAAGUUGGACCAACAGUACCAAGAAAACACCAAGUCUCUGUUUUUUCCCAGUCUCCUGAGCAGCCUGGACUCUGCGUCUGUUCGUAUCUUCAAACCCCCAACCUUCCCCAACACCGCCACCUUCCGCCUCCAACCUUGUGGGCCACAACAGGCCUCAGCUCCACCCAUCCACAGCUCUGCUCCUGACCCCGCCCACCUGGACAGCCCCCGCAUGGCCACGAUACAGGAAGACUCCAACUCCGACUCCCACCUGGACCAGGAAGUCCUGGAUGAGGAUUUUGAGCGCCCUCCUGUGGCGGCACCACGCUCCUACGAGGACCUAACAGAGAAGAAGGCCUCGGCCAGCAGAGAGAGGGCGCUGCUGUUCCACCUGCACAGACAGCCCCGCCACAUCGACACCAGAGAGACUCAAUGCUGAGCUGCAGCGCCCCCCUGAGGAACAUCAAGGGACUGGAGUCACACAGAAAGAUGGAGACGAGGUGAGCCUGACCUCUGACCUAAAGACCAGCUCCAAGGUUGUAUUAAACUUUGUUACUUUUCAACAGUGACUCAUGUGACUUCAGACGAAACACUGUGAAGUCACUCAAUGUUAAAAGGUCUUUUUUCACCAGGUUCAUUGAUGUUUUCUUGUUUUUAAUUAAAAAGACAACAAACAUUUUCUUUGAACUUCAAAUACUUUUUAGAAUAAAAAGUUGCCAAUU
Molecule: messenger RNA, 2996 nt
Organism: Cynoglossus semilaevis (tongue sole)
Lineage: Eukaryota; Metazoa; Chordata; Actinopteri; Pleuronectiformes; Cynoglossidae
Gene: adam17b
Product: ADAM metallopeptidase domain 17b
Exons: 18
Coding region: 179-2713 (844 amino acids)
Biological process (GO): membrane protein ectodomain proteolysis; Notch signaling pathway
Cellular component (GO): plasma membrane
Molecular function (GO): metalloendopeptidase activity
Source: RefSeq, a predicted model, not a curated record